AUGUCCUUUCUGCGACGGUGCAGUGCACUCCAUCUCCAACGACCGCAGUCGCCAACAAACCCCGCAUUCCGAAAGCUCGCUUGGUGCACAAGACCGCCGCUCAACCAACAUUCACGCCUUCUAUCCGCACGAGCUUCAGGGAAUUCACGUCAGCAAGUUAAAGUCUCGGGAUGGAUAGUCGCACCGGCGACGCUGUUGUUGCUUGGCGGUACUGGCCUUGUGGUCUACGAGUAUAACCAGCCCUUCCGGCACACCGUACUUGCAGUAGUCCGGUGUUCUCGAGUUGCAGAGGCCGCCAUACUGGGCGCCAUCGACUACAAGCUCACCUUCGCGAAGACUUACGAAUCUGACGUGGAGAAGUCUGAGGCAUACUCGGAAUGCCACACGCGAAGUGCACAGCGAGUAUUGAAAGCCCUUCUGGCCAACGGAGGCAUAUUCAUCAAGCUUGGCCAGCACAUGGCUUCAAUUGCAGUACUGCCGUACGAAUGGACGAGUACCAUGCGCCCGCUUCAAGACCAAUGCGAACCCACAGAUUAUGAAGACCUCGAGCGGCUGUUUGUAUCGGACAUGGGGCUUUCGAUUUCCGACUACUUCGAGGAGUUCGACCCGAAGCCUAUCGGGGUUGCCAGUCUCGCCCAGGUGCAUGUCGGGCGGCUUAGAAAGUCGGGCGAACGUGUUGCUGUGAAACUGCAACAUCCGCAUUUGCAAGAGUUUUGUGAGAUUGAUAUGGAGAUGGUCGAGGUCUCGCUAGGCUGGAUCAAGCAUUGGUUCCCCACCUUCGAAUUUACGUGGCUGGGCGAAGAAAUGCGCGAAAACCUGCCUAAGGAGAUGGACUUUGCACACGAAAAGCGCAACGCGGAGCGUGCGAUGGCCGACUUCGAAAAUAUCCGCACCUCUCUUUACAUUCCGGAAGUGAAAGAGGCGAGGAAGCGCAUAUUGGUGAUGGAGUAUAUCCAGGGUGGUCGCGUUGAUGAUCUCGUAUACCUGGCGGACCACAACAUAGACCGCAACAAAGUGUCUCUGGAGCUUGCGCGGAUAUUCUGCCAGAUGGUCCACAUCAAUGGCUUCUUUCACGCAGAUCCUCAUCCAGGCAAUUUGCUCAUUCGCCCAGUCGUGCCUGGCUCAAAGUCGCCGUACAACUUCGAGAUCGUGCUCCUCGACCACGGCCUAUACUUCGACCUUGAUACCCCAUUACGGAUAAACUACAGCAACUGGUGGCUCGCGUUGAUAGCGCCUGCAACACCUGAGACCCUUGAAGCCCGGAAGAAGUACGCGAAACUGGUUGGGAACAUCGAUGCAGACCUCUAUCCGGUGUUCGAAGCUGCAAUAACUGGUCGUGCUGCGCUCGAAGGCUCAUGGGAGGAGAUCGAUGGUCCGACAGGUGUGCCGCGUGCAAGGAGCAUGAUCGACCUGUCCGCACAGACGGAGGAAGAGAUGGAGGCUAUCCGGAAAGCUGUCAUUGAGAAGGAGGGUCUCUUGCUCUCCGUAUUCGACGUGCUCAGGCGCGUACCACGGAGAGUGUUGAUGGUACUGAAGGUCAACGACCUGACCAGGAGCCUUGACCGCGCCCUCAUGACCACACAUUCGAACAUUCGAAUAUUCUUGAUCACGGCCAAGUACUGCACGUUCGCAGUCUGGCUCGACGAGAGUCAACGUGCGGUCUCUGAGCUCCGACGCAAGGGGCUCUCGGGCAUGUCACUCAGGCUACUUUGGGACUACUUCUGGGUGUGGUGGUGCGUGCGAUACGAGAAAAUGUACCGCUCGCUUGAGUUUGCGGAGUGGUGGAUGGAUACGGGCGCGCGCGCUGUUACUGCGAAGGCAUGGGUUCGCGGGCUUUUCACCGUCGGUGGGUUGCAAGGUGCGCACCGAGCCGCAGCAGGCCUAGCGUAG
Trametes versicolor FP-101664 SS1 is the source of this 1890-nucleotide messenger RNA. Its product is annotated as ABC1-domain-containing protein. Gene Ontology annotation, cellular component: mitochondrial inner membrane. The transcript has 11 exons. Bases 1 to 1890 code for a protein of 629 amino acids. Gene Ontology annotation, molecular function: ATP binding; protein kinase activity. Gene Ontology annotation, biological process: protein phosphorylation; lipid homeostasis; mitochondrion organization. The record is from RefSeq and is a predicted model, not a curated record. Lineage: Eukaryota; Fungi; Basidiomycota; Agaricomycetes; Polyporales; Polyporaceae.